Salarias fasciatus (jewelled blenny) is the source of this 3414-nucleotide messenger RNA. RefSeq names its product serine/threonine-protein kinase Sgk1. Lineage: Eukaryota; Metazoa; Chordata; Actinopteri; Blenniiformes; Blenniidae. The record is from RefSeq and is a predicted model, not a curated record. Gene Ontology annotation, molecular function: protein serine/threonine kinase activity; ATP binding; phosphatidylinositol binding. Gene Ontology annotation, biological process: protein phosphorylation. The transcript has 14 exons. The coding region runs from base 104 to 1387 and encodes 427 amino acids.
GCGUGUCGGAGCGGAGCGCGUGCGUGAGACAGCAGAGCGCGGAGGGGAAAUUAUCUGGUUCUAUCGCUGCUUUUUAUUGGAUAUCGAUCACCUGCCGCUCGCCAUGGCCGUGACGGAAGCCGGGUGCGACCUGACGUACUGCAAGAUGCGGGGCAUCGUGGCGGUUCUCACCGCUUUCAUCAAAGAGAGGAAGAUGGGGCUGAACGACUUCAUCCAGAAGCUGGUGUCGACUCCUCAUAUCUGCCAACACGCCGAGGUCAACAACUUCCUGAAGAUCGACCAGAACCAGAACGAGGAGGCCGAGGCUGACGACCUGCCCGGGAGUCCGAUGUGCCUGAACUCCAGGAGCUCCCUGGGAGAAGACUCUCAGAUCAAACCCUGCGACUUCGACUACCUGAAAAUCAUCGGGAAGGGCAGCUUUGGGAAGGUCCUGCUGGCUCGGCACAAAGAGUCCACCCAGUACUACGCCGUCAAGGUGCUGCAGAAGAAGAUCAUCCUGAAGAAGAAGGAGCAAAAGCACAUCAUGGCGGAGCGCAGCGUGCUGAUGAAGAACAUCAAGCACCCCUUCCUGGUGGGGCUGCACUACUCCUUCCAGACCACCGACAAGCUCUACUUCGUGCUGGACUACGUGAACGGCGGCGAGCUCUUCUACCACCUGCAGAGGGAGCGGGUCUUCCUGGAGCCGCGGGCGCGCUUCUACGCCGCCGAGAUCGCCAGCGCGCUGGGAUACCUGCACUCCCUGCACAUCGUCUACAGGGACCUGAAGCCGGAGAACAUCCUGCUGGACUCGCAGGGCCACAUCGUGCUGACGGACUUCGGCCUGUGCAAAGAGGGGCUGGAGCCCAACGGGACCACGUCCACGUUCUGCGGCACGCCGGAGUACCUGGCGCCCGAGGUGCUGCAGAAGCAGGCGUACGACCGGACGGUGGACUGGUGGUGUCUGGGCUCCGUGCUGUACGAGAUGCUCUACGGCCUGCCGCCGUUCUACAGCCGCAACACGGCGGAGAUGUACAGCAACAUCCUGCACAAGGCGCCGGUGCUGAAGCCCAACGUGUCCAACGCCGGCCGCGAGCUGCUGGAGGGGCUGCUGCAGAAGGAGCGCGGCGCCCGGCUGGGCGCCAAGGACGACUUCCUGGAGCUCAAGUACCACUCCUUCUUCUCCCCCAUCAACUGGGACGACCUGAUGUCCAAGAAGAUCACCCCCCCCUUCGUCCCCUCCGUGAGCGGCCCCACCGACCUGCGGCACUUUGACCCUGAGUUCACCCACCUGCCCGUCUCGUCCUCGCUGUGCUCCGACGCGCCGCACGUCACCAGCAGCGUGAAGGAGGCGGCCGGCGCCUUCCCGGGCUUCUCCUACGGCCCCCCCGCCGACCACUGCUUCAUGUGAACCCCCUCUGACCCCUCCCCCGGCCUCCGACCCCUGUGAUGCAGGUCCACUGCAUUCGUUCAUGACCCAGCUCAUCCUGACGCAGCAGGAAUCUUUUACUUGGGCAAACCUGUGUCUCAGUGCUUCCUUUAACGGUAAAGGAAACGAGCUUUAAUCCGUCACACUGAAACUUACCGCAUCAGAACUUCAGAGUAAUCCAGGAAAUCCUGUUUGUUUUAGUCUCAAGGCCACAGCUAUCCCAGAAGCUCUCAGUUUGAGAGACAGAACCAACGGUGAAGCGGUUGCUGGUUUGACGCCGCGUCGACUUCGCUCACACACAAACCACUGGAGGGGAGGAACAACGGCAGUGCAAUACAUCUGUUUCCUCUGGAUUCCUGGGGGGGGGGGGGUCUGGUCAGAGCGAGAUUACGACUGAACAAUACUGAGCCUGAAGAAAACUUUGUAUUCACACACUUGCAGCUUCGACCGUUACGAAUGUGUAUUUCUGUGUCGUUUUGUUUGUUUUUGUGUGACUGUGCAUAUUUAUAUUGUGCCUUUAACCAUCACCUGUAUCCAUCCUCUCAAAGGGAAGCCUGCCUUUCUGUUGUUUGAUAUGCGUAUCGUUGAACUGUUAUAUUAUCCAAAGUGUUUUUUUGGUUUUUCAAAUUCAAUAAGUUUAAAGCUUUCCUUUAACAAGUUUUGUUUUUUUUGUUUUGUUUUUGUUUUCGAUCUGACGGUUCUGUCUGCACUGCAAUCAAACUGGUCUCAUCCAGACUGUCAGAAGUGUUUGGAGCAGCAGGAAGAAGGACAGAGUCCGAACACAACUCGCCGGAGACACAAACCGCAGAAAAUGAGUUUCACUGAAGACUGAGCCGAGUCGCUGCGUUUCGUACAUCGUACGAAGAUUGCCGGGGUUUUAACAGCGACUCCUGCUGGAGUUUGAGUUGUUGGAGCAACGCUCAGUGUUGGCAGAUUCAAGCAACGACCGCCACAGCUGCCACAACUGCGUUCUGUUGGAUCCUUCCUCGGUUCAGCGGUCGUCAAAAGACAGAAAAGCUGCAGGAAACCAGACUGAUGUGCUGAAGAUUAUUUCUUAUUUCUGAGGAGGUUUGAAACGUCUGCAACAAUACCAAAAACCAUUUAAAGAAAGAAGUUUGUUUUUGUUGAGAGAAAUUUUUGACAUUUCUGUGUAGAAGUAUCUGGAAAGUCCUUCACAAGUCCCGCUCGCUUUCUGUCGCAGUUGGCUGUUGAGGCAACGCCGCUAACACUCACUGGGUGGCAGCAGUGAGUCGGUUCCGAACCGGCUAGCUGCAGCCUGGUCCGUCCUGUAAUUCCACUUCCCGCCACAGGAUGGUGCAGUGAGUCCCUGUUCCUGCGGUCAGCAGCGUGUGAGGUGAGGAAAUCCUCCUUUCUCAGAACGUAGUUCUGUUCUGGAUGCUUGUCCAACAUCUCAACACAUUGAGAGUUUUAGACUCACCGCACCAUCUGGUGGUACCGACUGGUAUUACACCCCCGUCUAACUGCUCAGCAGAGUUUCUCCUAAAAUGCUUCACUGACUGAAAAUGAGAGAAACUGCACCCUUUUCAAAACGAUUGUCGGCUUUUUGAAAAGCGGAGUCUGUUUUGAAUGUGUUGCAGUGAAACGCUUCACUUUGCUUCGAGACAAUCACCAAGGCUUUGCUUUUCCUCGAAGGCCGCCUGAAUUCUGGAAAGCUCUCCAUCCCGUCGGUCGGCUCGUUGAAUGUUUGUUUUUCUUCUUGACUUUGUCUUGCAUGCGGUGUCAGAUUUGAAGUGUAGCGCGUGGUCGCGGGAAAAAUGAAGACCAUGCAGAUGUUCAGGGGACUGGAAUCUUCACCUGUUCUCUACCUGGUUCAAUUCUUUCUAAUGCCAAAUGCUGUUCUUUAGGUUUUUCCAAUGCGAUUCAUCUCUGAUUUUUUUUUUUUUGGGGUUGACUUGACCCAGUGUUGAUUCAGUGGCUGUUUGUACCCCCACAGGCGGUUCUCCUGUGUACUCCAGACUCUCAAUACAGUGUAAAUACAUUUUAAGACA